Conger conger (European conger) is the source of this 1084-nucleotide messenger RNA. RefSeq names its product rhodopsin, like (gene rhol). Lineage: Eukaryota; Metazoa; Chordata; Actinopteri; Anguilliformes; Congridae. The coding region runs from base 32 to 1084 and encodes 350 amino acids. The transcript has a single exon. Gene Ontology annotation, molecular function: G protein-coupled receptor activity. Gene Ontology annotation, biological process: G protein-coupled receptor signaling pathway; visual perception; phototransduction. Gene Ontology annotation, cellular component: membrane; photoreceptor outer segment. The record is from RefSeq and is a predicted model, not a curated record.
ACUGCUGAAGGACUGAUCGCAAACCGCAGCCAUGAACGGCACAGAGGGCCCUAAUUUCUACGUCCCUAUGUCCAACGCCACUGGCGUUGUGAGGAGCCCCUUCGAAUACCCACAGUACUACCUAGCCGAACCAUGGGCUUUCUCUAUCCUGGCUGCCUACAUGUUCUUCCUGAUUAUCACUGGCUUCCCCAUCAACUUCCUCACCCUCUAUGUCACCAUCGAGCACAAGAAGCUGAGGACCCCCUUAAACUACAUCCUGCUGAACCUGGCUGUGGCCGACCUCUUCAUGGUCUUUGGCGGCUUCACCACCACGAUGUACACGUCCAUGCACGGCUACUUCGUCUUCGGCGAAACGGGCUGCAACCUUGAAGGAUACUUCGCCACCCUCGGCGGUGAGAUCUCGCUCUGGUCUCUAGUCGUCCUGGCUAUCGAGAGGUGGGUGGUCGUCUGCAAGCCGAUAAGCAACUUCCGAUUCGGCGAGAACCACGCCAUCAUGGGCUUGACGCUCACCUGGGUUAUGGCCAAUGCUUGUGCCAUGCCUCCCCUGUUCGGGUGGUCCAGAUACAUCCCGGAGGGCCUGCAGUGUUCAUGCGGAAUUGACUAUUACACCCUCAAGCCUGAAGUCAAUAACGAGUCUUUCGUCAUCUACAUGUUCUUGGUUCAUUUCACCAUUCCCCUCACCAUCAUCUCCUUCUGCUACGGCCGACUGGUCUGCGCCGUCAAAGAGGCCGCUGCCCAGCAACAGGAGUCCGAGACCACCCAGAGGGCCGAGCGGGAGGUCACACGCAUGGUCGUCAUCAUGGUCAUCUCCUUCCUGGUCUGUUGGAUCCCCUACGCAAGCGUGGCCUGGUACAUCUUCACUCACCAGGGGAGCACUUUUGGCCCUAUCUUCAUGACGGUCCCCUCCUUCUUUGCCAAGAGCUCGUCAAUCUACAACCCCAUGAUCUACAUCUGCAUGAACAAACAGUUCCGCAACUGCAUGAUCACCACCCUGUUCUGCGGCAAGAAUCCCUUCGAGGGCGAGGAGGAAGGGUCCACCACCAAGACCGAGGCCUCCGCGGUGUCCUCCGUGUCCCCCGCGUAA